UUAACGCCGGGCGGACGACUAUAAAAGAUAAUGAACGAUGCCUCUUGUUAAUGGAGACGAAGAUGUUUUUGCUUUAGACCAGUGGUGUUUUUUUCGGAACAUAACCAAAAACUUGACCGGAGCUGUAGGGAAAAACUGCUGACGGCAGCCCAGUAUUCACUUAUAAUCCCAGCAUGAGUGUUCCAAUAGAACAAACAAACAUUGAGACACUUGUCAAUAGAUUGUCUAGAGAGAGUCGAAAUAUUACUUAACAUAUAUUUUAAUCAAAUAUCGUGAAUUUAUUUACAUAUUAUUUGUUAUAUUGUGGAAGUUAUUAUAUAGAAGAUGUCUUUUGAGAAUAUCAGGGGACCUACGAAAGCAAUUAAUCCUAUCGAUCCAAACUGUCUUUUAGACGUUGACCAUUUUUCAAGCAAUUUUCGACUAACGGCCAUCAUGGGUUCAAUUGGCCCAUCCUCAAGAUCGAUUGACGUCUUGAUGAAGAUGAUAGGCGCGGGGAUGGACAUAGCGCGAAUAUUGUUAUCCCAUAUGUCAUACCACCAUCAAGCUGAGACAAUUCACAACAUUCGGAAAGCAGCCAAAAUGUAUUCUGAACAGCAAGGUUUCGAGAUUCCUGUUGCCAUUGCGUUGGAAAUGCGUGGGGCUGAAGUUCGUACAGGAACGUUAGAAGGUGGUGUAAUGGACGAAGUGAAAUUAACGAAGGGAGAAUUAGUCAGAUUGUCAACAAACCGCGAUUAUACUGAAAGGGGAAAUGCAGACACAAUCUAUGUAGACUAUGAUAACAUUACACUCUUUGUAAAACCGGGGACACGUAUAUUUCUUGAUCAUGGUCGCAUCGGUUUGAUCGCACUCGAAGUUGAAGUGAACACUAUACUAUGCAAAAUAGAAAACUCUGGACUCCUUGGGUCAAGGGUAUCCGUCAGUGUGCCAGAGGUUGUUAUGGAUAUACCACCAAUCACGGACAGGGACAGAUCUGAUUUGAAAUUUUGUGUAGAGCAAAAAAUCGAUUUUGUUAUAGUAUCCUUCGCACGAAGCGCGGAACUAGUGGAGCAUGUACGCCAAAUACUCGGCGAAAAGGGAAAGCAGAUUAAAAUCAUUGCAAAAAUCGAAACCAAAGAAGGUAUCGAAAAUUUAACUGAGAUCAUUCAGGCGGCCGAUGGCAUUUUCAUAGGACGCGGUCAUAUGGGCGUUGAGAUGCCGCUUGAGAAGAUAUUUUUAGGGCAAAAAGCUAUAAUUUCGAGAUGCAAUAAAGCCGGAAAACCCGUAGUUUGUGGAUCUCAACUGCUUGGUUCGAUGGUUAAAAUGCCUCGACCUACCCGUGCUGAAGUCAACGAUGUGGCGAACGUAGUUCUGGAUGGCGCAGAUUGUUUGGUAUUAACAAGGGAAACUGCUAAAAGUCAUUAUCCAGUUGAAGCAAUUGCUGCUGUAGAUCGAAUAUGUAUCGAAGCAGAAGCGGCUCUGUGGCACCAUCAUCUAUUUGUUGAACUAAUCGAGAAGCUUCAAAAUUUGGAUGCUGCUAAUUCGAUUGGAAUAGCCGCUGUAGAAGCGGCCACUAAGAGUAAUUCAACGGCAAUUAUCGUUAUAACCACAUCCGGGAAGUCCGCCUUUCUGAUUGCGAAGUACAAACCAAGAGUUCCUAUCAUAGCUGUUACUCGAUAUUCAGAAACUGCACGGCAAGCAAAUAUCUAUCGUGGUAUAAUUCCGUUAGUUUAUCAUGAUCCACCAAUGCAUGAUUGGACUAAAGACGUUGAUGCACGUGUUCAGUUUGGACUGCGAUAUGGUGCCCUUCAAGGAUUUAUUAACAAUGGGGACUCAGUUGUUAUUGUUACUGGUUGGCGUGAAGGCUCAGGAUUCACAAAUACGUUGCGCAUCAUUUAUGCUUUCAAUACUUCGGUAUCUCCAGAAAAAGACGAUGAGACCAUGAUUCAUAAUAUUGUCAAUUUUUAACAGAUUCUUGAUUCUGUAACAGAUAAACCAUCCGCUAGGAGUAAAAUCUAUUUGAUAAAUAA
Hermetia illucens (black soldier fly) is the source of this 2006-nucleotide messenger RNA. RefSeq names its product pyruvate kinase-like. Gene Ontology annotation, molecular function: pyruvate kinase activity; magnesium ion binding; potassium ion binding. The transcript has 5 exons. The record is from RefSeq and is a predicted model, not a curated record. Bases 325 to 1944 code for a protein of 539 amino acids. NCBI's taxonomy places the organism in Eukaryota, Metazoa, Arthropoda, Insecta, Diptera, Stratiomyidae. Gene Ontology annotation, biological process: glycolytic process. Gene Ontology annotation, cellular component: cytoplasm.